Kuraishia capsulata CBS 1993 is the source of this 1200-nucleotide messenger RNA. RefSeq lists its product as uncharacterized. The coding region runs from base 1 to 1200 and encodes 399 amino acids. Gene Ontology annotation, biological process: base-excision repair; nucleotide-excision repair; base-excision repair, AP site formation. Gene Ontology annotation, cellular component: nucleus. Gene Ontology annotation, molecular function: 8-oxo-7,8-dihydroguanine DNA N-glycosylase activity; damaged DNA binding. NCBI's taxonomy places the organism in Eukaryota, Fungi, Ascomycota, Pichiomycetes, Pichiales, Pichiaceae. The transcript has 2 exons. The record is from RefSeq and is a predicted model, not a curated record.
AUGCAGGCAUCCAAAAUCGCGUGGAAAUCCGUUCGGCUGGAUCCGAGGGAACUCGCCAUUUCAAAAGUGCUAAGAUGUGGUCAGGCUUUCAGAUGGAAACAGAUCGAUGGCAUAUGGUCUUGUUCCUUGCGAGAAAGAGUGGUUUUACUGAAGCAAGAUGACGAUUUUUUGUAUUACUCGGCAAUUUUUCCUGCAAACAAAAACCCAGAGAUUGAUGAUACUUUGGAGGUGGUCACCGACUAUUUCAACCUGAACGUUAAUCUCCAAAAUCUCUACCGACUGUGGAGUGAGCUGGAUCCCGCAUUUGAAAAAAAGGCACGCGUUUUUGGUGGCAUUAGGAUGCUCAGACAAGACCCCUGGGAGAACUUGGUAUCGUUUAUAUGUUCAACCAACAAUAAUGUCAAGAGGAUCUCAAAGAUGUGUGAUUCAUUGUGUGAGAACUAUGGUGAACGGAUUGCCACGUUCCAGGGGAUCGACCAUUAUUCGUUCCCUGGACCCGAGAAACUUCUAGACUCGGAAUCAGACCUGAGAGAGUUGGGAUUCGGUUAUCGUGCCAAGUACAUCGAAAAGACUUGUCAGAUGUUUGCUGAUGAUCCAACUUUACGGGACCAGUUAUAUGACCAGAGAAGCCCCAAAGUCUCCAGUCUUGAAGCUCACGAGUUCUUACUUCAAUUUACUGGUGUUGGGCCUAAAGUUGCAGAUUGUGUAUGCCUGAUGAGUCUUGACAAACACGAGGUUGUUCCUGUCGACACCCAUGUGUUCACUUUUGCUACCAGAGAUUAUGGCUACCGGUUUAAGGGCAAGAAAGCGGUAACACUCAGCAAGGAUGUUUACAUUGACAUCAGACACUUUUUUGAGACGUUAUGGGGUGAUCAUGCUGGCUGGGCGCAUUCAGUGUUGUUUGCAGCCGAUCUGUCCGACCUUGAAAAUGGAGUCAAUAUUAAGAGCGAAGUCACGGACGAAGUUAAGCGCGAGACCAAGAGCGAUAUCAAGAGUGAUAUCAAGAGAGAGAUCGUCGUCAAGACCGAGGACCAAGUUCUUGAGGACAAAUUGGCGCAAAGAGUGAAAUUGGAAAAAUUAGAGGAAGAUCUUGAGAAUCUUGAGACCAUUCCCAAGACCCCCAAGACUGGAAGAGGACUCAAGAGAGGCCGCGCCUUGAAAAAUAAGCAAAGUUCCAACAAAAAAGCUUUGGUUGUUUGA